AAUAACGAUCAUAGGAUGAUCCGAAACCCAACUAAGUUUUUAAAAAAAAUUAUACUUUCAUCAUAUUUCCGCAUUUUUAAUCCGUAAUUGGUCUAAAGUUAUUGAACCUAGCUUGGCACAACGUUUCCGAACCGUAAAUUUUUCUUCCAUGUCAUGCGACUAACAAUGAAAGUCCACUAAUGUCAAGAAGUAACUUUCAUUGAAUAUCUUAGAAUGUGAUCGGAGAGUGGCUUGAAUGUAGUGAUUGAAGAAAUUGUAUUGUCAUCACAGAGGUUCAGGAAAAUGUCUCACUGUAGCAAAGACGCCCUGACAGAUUUGUUCGGUUGGUUCCUUCAAGUCUUAUUAGCUAGCUUGGCAUUUACCUGUCUUAUCUUAAAGCGAUUUUGUGAACCAACUGUAGAACGGAGGCCAUGGCUCAUUUGGUUUUACGACACUUCAAAACAGGGUAUGGGAGCCUUAGUGAUUCAUUUAGCAAAUGUCUUCCUAGCAAGCAAUUACCAAGGAGAUCCGUGUACCUGGUAUAUUAUUAAUUUUCUCUUAGAUUCUUCUGUUGGUUUGCUAAUCUUGUACAUUGGAAUUCGUUUUUGUCAAUAUCUAUCACGUGCUAAACACUGGGAUGCGAUUAAUUUUGGGGAAUAUGGCAAACCUCCAUCACCGCAAGCAUGGUUGAUCCAAUGUGCACUGUAUGUGCUUUUAAUGAUAGUUGUGAAGACAUCUAUAACUCUUCUAAUGAUGCUAGACUUUUGGGAUAGUGUCCAACAGUUUAUUCUGUCCCCAUUUAGUGACCCUCGCAUUGAGGUUGCUUUAGUAAUGUUGAUUAUUCCUUUCUUCGUCAAUGCUCUUAUGUUUUGGGUUACUGACAACUUUUUGAUGCGCAAACAAACCACAAGAAGGAAAGAGAGUCUUCUUCAAAGAGCAAGAUUUAGGUAUCGUAAAAUCAGAAGAGAGAAGAAGGAAGACUCUGAAUCUGAAACCUUGAUAUCUGCUGAUGAGGAAUUGAUAGGCUCAGGUGAGGCAGGGCAAACAAGACUAAGUAAUCUAACAGUCACUUGAUGAUGAUUGUUUUCAAAUUAUAUUAUACGUUUACAAGCGAGAUCAGUUGCAAACAUAUGAGCUAUUAGUGAGAACGGACUGAAAUGUAGAUUUUUAUCAUCUAUCCAAAUGAAAAGUAUCAUAAAAUUCCCUAAUAUUUUUACUUCUCCUGUUUAGGGACCAUUUGCUCACAGAAAAAUUUAAAAUUUACAAUGUUCAAAUAUUGUAAUUUUUGCUCGCUGUAUCUUUCAUUCUACCAUCUCAAUACAUCAGGUCACAAGCACUAUGAGUGAAACUAAAACAAAACCUUUUGAAAUGAGCUAUAAUUUUAACACAUUAACUGUGUGCUCAACUAUGAUUAGUCCAUAACUAAUUAGAUUUUCAUCUAUGACUGAUUUGAUGAUCAAUCUGCCUUGCUUAUUUCACUCAAUAAAUUUAAAUAGGAAUGUCAUAUUAAUUGGUAGUUGUUUUUGGCUGAAAGAAAUACUAGGAGUUUUAUCAUUUUUUUUAAAUUUUUUUUUACUGCCUGCGAGUUUUGUCGUGCACAUUUUCAGCACUUUUUAUAACAUUUUAUUUUUGUCAAAGCAAAUUGAACAAUUGAUUUUGCAAAGAGUGUAAGCUUUGAUAAAUGUGUCUGGAAGUGUUCAUUAGUGUUCUGGCUUCUUUUACCUAAUUGUGAUCAAAGAUCAAGCAGUUAAUUUCCAAAAAUUAGAAAUAUUCUUUGUUGUCUGUGCCAUCAUGCAUUUGGAAUAGUAUUUUGGGUAUGUAAGUCCUUACUGCAGUUAGAAACCACAAGUUCUGAAAAUAUGUCAGUAUUUUAAAUUGCAGUUAACAGAGAUAAAUUGUGACGGUAGAGGAGGCUCGUCUAUUCUGACUGGGGAUCUUAUGUCUGUCCAAUCAUUGUCCUAUUUUUAUUUUUUUAGAGCAGAUUAUUGAAACUUAGUAGUAGGAAAGCAUAAUUCAGUUAAUGUGGCAGAGAAGUAGAAGCAUAUGCCAUGGCUGUGGAUUGCUUGACAUUGUGAUAUGAUAGUGAGCUUGAUAGCCUUGUAGUUAAUAAUUGUAGUGUAUAAAAGUGAACUCUGUCCUUCUCUUUGUUGCUUUCUAUUUUGUACAUGUGUUAAUUCUGUUGAUUUGGAGACUACACACUUAGCAGUAUUUGUGUAGGGAGAAGCAGGGACAAGUUUUAUGAUAUUUAUUUUGUGCUAUGUUUCUUGCUUGUGCAAAACGUCUUUAAAAUCUAUCUUUUAACUAUUUGCACCAAAACCUAUUUUAUCUGGUCAUUGUACAGGUAUUUUAAUGCAACCUAGGAGAUUAAGAUAAUAUUUUCAAUAUUUAUGGGUAUUUGGUUUUUUUCCUGCUGUAUGUCUGCAUGCAUUUUGCUCAGCCGAAGUUGUGUGAGCAGUCUUUCAAUGAAUUUCUAGUAUAAUUUUUAUCCAUGAUUCAUCACAUGUUAAAUUUAUCACCUUUUGUUUGUGAAUCUUAAAGUAAACCAUUCUUCUAUGAUCAACUUAAACCAAAAUGGUGCCAAAGUUGUUUUAUGUUUUUGCUGCUCAUUCUGUUCAGCAUCAGUAUCGUUAAAAUAAUCUUGUGAUGUAGUGGUGGCAGUAUUGUAACUUUCAAUUUGCCAACACACCAAUUAUUACUUCCUUCCAUAUUAUAGUGCCACAUUUAAAAGAUACUUAAUGAGGUAUUUCAGACCUUUCAGAAACAUUAUUUCAUCGUCUUAUGUUUAUUUUUCUUGUAUAUAAGAGUAGAGCAAUCAAUUUCCUUUCAGAGGUGGAAGUGCUUUGGCUCUUCAACAAUUUGACAUGUUUUAAUUUUUUUUUUUCUUUUUUGCUUCCAAGUGCCUAGAUGUUAUGUAACAAACAUUUGCAAUACCAUGACUUAUUUAUCAGUUAUAAAGUUGAAAGUUUAUUCAAUGUGGUACAUUAGCAGAAAAAUAUUAGGUAAAUUUUUCAUUUCACUUUCCAACCUUAUUGCUACUUCCUACUCAAGAAAAUGUUUUUUCUUCUAAUAUUACUUUGCUAAUGGCCCACUAUCUGAAAUGAUGUAAUGUAAAACUUGAUGUAAUGUAAUAUUUUAAGCUGGGAAUGAGCUUUUGUCCCUCCUAUCAUGACUGAAAUCACUAUUUGUGGCACAUAUUGCCAUCUUAUUGAGCAAAACCAGAGCUAGAAACUUUUAUCUCUAAGUCAGUAGGAUUAAGUCCAAACUUGAAUUAAUUUUCUAUUACAUGCAAGAACAUAUCAUUAACUGGCAUGUUCUCUGCAUUGUAGGCCAAAUUCCACUUAGCAUUGCUUCAUACUCAUAGAUUGUAAAGAAACAUAUUUUUACCACAGAUGCUUCAUUGAUAUUUUUUUACUGGAAACCAACCAGAAUGAUUGUACACGUGGUGAGGGUAGCCUAGAUCCUAUGAGGUCAAAUUUUACUAUGGCAACUUUUAGAGUAUAUUAAUGGUGGAAUAAAAAUGUAACUCCAAGUCCAA
Frankliniella occidentalis (western flower thrips) is the source of this 3514-nucleotide messenger RNA. RefSeq names its product store-operated calcium entry regulator STIMATE. Bases 283 to 1053 code for a protein of 256 amino acids. The record is from RefSeq and is a predicted model, not a curated record. Gene Ontology annotation, cellular component: membrane. The transcript is spliced from 6 exons. NCBI's taxonomy places the organism in Eukaryota, Metazoa, Arthropoda, Insecta, Thysanoptera, Thripidae.